GUGGCGUCGGCGCAGCCCCGGGGAGCGCGGCCGCCGCCUCAGCUGCAGCGGAUCGCGGAGCGGGCGCCAUGGCAGACCAGUCUUUUGUGACUCUAGCCACAAAUGACUCCUAUGUUAAAGGAGCACUGGUACUUGGUUCAUCCUUGCAACAGUACAGAACAACAAGGAAGCUGACUGCACUCAUAACUCCUCAGGUCUCAGAUCUUAUGAGGAAAGUGCUCAAGAAAGUCUUUGAUGAAGUCAUAUUGGUUAAUGUCUUGGAUAGUGGGGAUUCAGCACACUUGGCGUUAAUGAAGAGACCUGAGCUGGGUGUCACACUAACCAAGCUUCACUGCUGGGAACUGACACAGUUUUCAAAAUGUGUUUUCAUGGAUGCAGACACAAUGGUUUUGUCAAAUAUUGAUGAGCUCUUUGAGAGAGAAGAGCUGUCUGCAGCACCAGAUCCAGGCUGGCCUGACUGUUUUAACUCUGGAGUUUUUGUUUACCGACCUUCCAUUGAAACAUACAAUCAGCUGUUACAGUUUGCCACAGAGAAAGGCAGCUUUGAUGGUGCAGAUCAGGGGUUAUUAAACACCUUCUUCAGCAGCUGGGCAACAACAGACAUGAGCAAACAUCUACCAUUUAUUUAUAAUUUGAGCAGCACUUCUGUAUAUACGUACCUUCCAGCAUUUAAAGCGUUUGGUGGAAAUACUAAAGUGGUGCAUUUCCUGGGAAGCACAAAGCCAUGGAACUAUACAUAUGACUCCAGAACAAAAAGCAUAAAAGGCAACAUGGGUGACCCCAAAACAUUUCACCCAGAAUUUCUCAACAUGUGGUGGGAUACCUAUACAGUUAAUGUAUUACCAUUACUAGAACAGCAUGGAAUUGUUAAAGAAGCUACUACAGGUGUAAACAUGGCAGAGGUUACAGAGGCAGUGUCCCACAUAUCAAUAUCAGCACCAUCACCAGCAUUACCAACUGUAUCUUCAGAAGAACGCAAAGAACGGUGGGAGCAGGGCCAAGCUGACUAUAUGGGAGUGGAUUCCUUCGACAACAUCAAGAAGAAACUUGAUACCUACCUUCAGUAGAAAUGCCUGUCUCAAACAGUGGUGAUGCAAGGACUUGUUCCAGAACUAACAGCUAGAAAGGUGUAGAUGGUGGUCAGUUACACUUGCUAGUAGCUUGAUGAAAAACUUCUUGGCUGAAGGUCUCUGCAGUGCUACAGAUGAAGACUGAGCAAAAGAUAGGAAGCAGAACUCCUUGGGCCACCUAUUACUGCCCCAUUUCUAGAUAAAACCAGGUAUUUUCAGCUUAAAUUUUCUUCUGUUGUGAUCAAUUGGCUCAAAUGUACUCCUUGAAACUUGGUUUGUUACCUCACCGCAGUAAGGUGAUUAGCAUUGAUUCCUUUGCUUGCUGUUUUAGAUGUAAAAUCUAAUUCAUGGGAUUGCUCAAACACUAGAGUGGUAGCGAUUCUGCUUUACCAUUUAUGUAUUAAUGACACUGGGAUACAUACGGAUGUAACGGUAAUAGCACUGCUUUGCUCUUCCAGUCACAAUUGCACUGAAGUUUUGACCAGGUUCUUACGCACAGUGCCUACAGCAUGGCAGAAUGCAUUUUUCAGUUCUGUAUACUGCGGGACUAGUAAACUGAGUUUUAUCUGUUACUUGCCAUGUUGCACUUGAUACAAAAAUAAAAAAUGUUGUCAUGCAUUUCUGACUUCCCUAAACUCAACUGAAGAACAAAAAAAGGGGGGAGCUCUGAAGCAGUCUGACUGAAAUAGUCAACAGGUAUAACCCUUAGAGGUGAAGUGGCAUUCGCAAAGCUUGUCUUCUAGUUCUGCAACUAUUUACAUAAUAUUUACAAUUACAGAGAAUAUAGUCAUUUACCAGGGAGCUGUUUAGGGCCAAUCCCCUUAUUAGCUUGCCCCAAGUACAGGACAAGGCAGCAGAGGAAGUACCUGCUGGAGCUACACACAUAAGCAACAUGGAGCUUUGGAAGAAAGCAUUUUCUUUGGGUGACUAAAGAAACAUCAUUCCUAAUGUCAAGCCCUGUACACUGCAGAAUUGUUUUUAAACACAAGCGUGAUACUUGGCAAAGAUGGACUAAAUAGCUGCUUAAGAACCUGCACCUGCUCUGAUUGGAAAACUGCUCUUUCCAUGUGCACCAAAAGUGCCUUUUUUUUCUCCUUUUUGCUUCACUUAGGCUACACAUUGUCUUGUAAGACACAUGGAAAAGCAGUAAAAAUACCACGACAAAAAAACAUGCUCAAGUCAGACAGAGAUUGGCUGUUACCUGUACCGAGUUUCAGAUCCAUCCUUUCAGCAAGUCUAAAAAGAACCUAAUUAGUGUUCUUUACCAGCUCUACUCUGUGUUAGUCCAGAAACAAAGAAAAUACAAUUUUAUUGUUUCCUAAUUAAAGAGGAUUUUGGCAGGAAGCUACUGACAGUGCCAAACCUGGAGAUAAAAUAAUCAACAGGCUCUCAGCAUUUGCUGGUAAGGCA
Colius striatus (speckled mousebird) is the source of this 2480-nucleotide messenger RNA. RefSeq names its product glycogenin 1 (gene GYG1). The record is from RefSeq and is a predicted model, not a curated record. The transcript has 7 exons. Lineage: Eukaryota; Metazoa; Chordata; Aves; Coliiformes; Coliidae. Gene Ontology annotation, cellular component: cytoplasm. Gene Ontology annotation, molecular function: glycosyltransferase activity. Bases 69 to 1067 code for a protein of 332 amino acids.